Messenger RNA from Sphenostylis stenocarpa, 936 nucleotides. The record is from the annotation of a GenBank genome assembly. Lineage: Eukaryota; Viridiplantae; Streptophyta; Magnoliopsida; Fabales; Fabaceae.
AUGCUGUGUUUGGGUCGAUUCGCGGGGGUCUCCUACCCAAUCAAAUCCUACUCUUCUGCUUGGAGGGACAACACCAAAAACAGAUUGCUGCCUCUGACUACAAACACCUCCAGAUGGCGAGUCAUGGCCCAAGAAUCCGAAUCUUCUUUUGCCCCCUCUCUUGAUUCUGAUGCUUCCGAUAAAACCGCUGCUACUGGAUUCUGCAUCAUAGAAGGCCCCGAAACGGUGCAGGAUUUCGCCAAGAUGGAGCUUCAAGAGAUUCAGGAUAACAUUCGAAGUCGGAGGAACAAAAUUUUCUUACAGAUGGAAGAGGUUCGUAGGCUUAGGAUACAGCAAAGAAUUAAAAGUGCUGAACUUGGAAUUUUAAAAGAAGAGCAAGAGAAUGAACUUCCUAACUUCCCAUCGUUCAUUCCAUUCUUGCCUCCUUUGACUUCAGCAAACCUCAAGCAAUAUUAUGCAACCUGUUUUUCUCUUAUUGCUGGGAUAAUUCUUUUCGGUGGUCUGCUUGCACCUAGUCUGGAGCUUAAGCUUGGAAUAGGGGGCACAUCUUAUGCAGAUUUUAUUGAAAGUGUGCAUCUGCCUAUGCAGCUGAGUCAGGUUGAUCCCAUAGUGGCAUCAUUCUCUGGAGGAGCAGUUGGAGUAAUCUCGGCAUUAAUGGUUGUUGAGAUAAACAAUGUAAAACAGCAGGAGCAGAAAAGAUGCAAAUACUGUCUUGGUACUGGAUAUCUUGCAUGUGCUCGCUGUUCAAGCACUGGAGCACUUGUUCUGAUUGAACCAGUAUCCACGGUCAAAGGUGGAGACACGCCUCUUUCACCGCCUAAAACCGAGAGAUGUUCAAAUUGCUCUGGAUCUGGCAAGGUUAUGUGUCCAACAUGCCUUUGUACUGGAAUGGCCAUGGCAAGCGAACAUGAUCCCCGAAUUGAUCCUUUCGAUUAG